Pundamilia nyererei is the source of this 1857-nucleotide messenger RNA. Its product is annotated as dual specificity protein kinase CLK4-like. The record is from RefSeq and is a predicted model, not a curated record. Gene Ontology annotation, molecular function: protein serine/threonine kinase activity; ATP binding; protein tyrosine kinase activity. NCBI's taxonomy places the organism in Eukaryota, Metazoa, Chordata, Actinopteri, Cichliformes, Cichlidae. Gene Ontology annotation, biological process: regulation of RNA splicing; peptidyl-tyrosine phosphorylation. The coding region runs from base 172 to 1377 and encodes 401 amino acids. Gene Ontology annotation, cellular component: nucleus. The transcript has 13 exons.
GUGGCCCAAGGAAGCUAACGAAGAGGACGAUAAGUUGCUUGAACAGACCUGCAAGAGCCCAAAAAGCAGAUAGAAGAGAAGCAGAAGACUCCACAGCUUCAAUUCCAAAUACAGACACUACCAGAGUGUGGAGAAGAGGCCUGAGUCAGGUAGAGUGUUGAUAACACUGCAAUGGGCAGAAAGGAUGACAACUCCAAGUACUGGAGAGAUGGCGAUGACUCCAAACCUGAUUUACAAACGGAUACAAAGACUGGAAGUUUCAACCAGUGCAUCCACCGCACCACCUCAGAAACUCAUAACUUGGCUGAUGACAACGCUGGCAGCGCCAAUGAUGAUGAAGUGGAGGAGGGUCAGAGGGGAAAGAGCUGUGAGGAUGAUGAAGAGGGCCACCUGGCCUAUCACAUCGGCCUCGUGAUGAAAGAAAGAUAUGAAGUUGUCUCUGCACUGGGAGAAGGAGCAUUUGGAAAAGUAGUGAAGUGUAUAGACAGAGAGAAAGAUGAGCACGUAGCUGUGAAGAUAGUGAAGAACAUUGAGUGUUUCUGUGAAGUAGCGAGAUCUGAGAUCGCUGUGCUGGAGGAAAUCAACCGCCUGGAUGAUGAUAACAGAUUCGCCUGCGUGAGGAUGCUGGACUGGUUCGAGCAUGAAGGCCACGUCUGCAUCGUGUUCGAGCUGCUCGGCCUCAGUAUCUUUGAGUUUCUCCGACAGAAUGAGUUCCUGCCGUUCAGCGUGGAGCAGAUUAGACACAUGGCCUUCCAGAUCUUCAAAGCUGUGUGCUUUGUGCACCGUAACAAACUGACCCACACAGACCUGAAGCCAGAGAACAUCCUGUUUGUGCGCUCUGACUAUCACCUGGGGUAUAAUGAGGACUUGGAGUGUAAGGAGAAGAGGCUGAGGAGUCUUGAUGUGAAGGUUGUGGACUUUGGCAAUGCCACAUUUGACCACGAACCCCAUGAAUCCCUGGUUUCAACACGUUACUACCGAGCUCCAGAAGUCAUACUUGGUCUGGGCUGGAACCAGUCAUGUGACGUUUGGAGUCUGGGCUGUGUCAUGAUGGAGUUUUACCUAGGACGUGCACUCUUCCUGACCCAUGACAGUAAAGAACAUCUGGCCAUGAUGGAGAAAGUCCUCGGACCGGUCCCUCCACAUCUGCUCAAACAGACCAGGAAGAAGCAUUAUGUGCACAGCGACUGUCUGAACUGGGACGAUGAAUACAUCAGGAAACACUGUCGACCUCUCAAGGUGUACAUGCAGACGCAGAACGAGGAGGAGAGGCAGUUGUUCGAUCUGCUCAGCUGCAUGUUGGAAUAUGAUGUGUCCAGACGGAUCACCCUGGAGGAGGCACUGUGGCACCCGUUCUUCAGCCCACUGAGGACGUAGAAGCAGCAGCAGUGCAGCUAGCUAAUGCAUGCAUACACACACACGCACAUACACACACAUGCACACAUGUUUUCAUAUCUUAGUGAGGACCAGUGUCACGUCAGUGGGAGGAUCCGGGGGUUUCUCUGUGAAUUUCACGUUCCCGUGGCAGCGUGCUAGGUGCUUGCUCAGAUUUGAAGUUCAAGUUUUUGCUGUGGAAACUAGCUUUCUUCCCACACAGACUGUACAGCAGACGCUAAUGUUUUUGUCACUUUUUACGGAAUAAAACUUAAAGUAAUGUAAGUACGUCCAUGCUUUAAAUGCUGCAUGGUCAAACUCUCUCCUGCACUCCAUAUUAUCCAUUGUUGAUCUACACACGUCUGUUGCUGCCACGGAUGUCGCUCGUACAUCAUUGUCAUGUGACACUCUAACAAACAACAUCACGACAGUUUAGUAAUGCAGUAAUGCAGCGUGCUCACGGGAAAGUAACAGUAAUCUCAU